Schistocerca serialis cubense is the source of this 796-nucleotide messenger RNA. RefSeq lists its product as uncharacterized. Bases 30 to 539 code for a protein of 169 amino acids. The record is from RefSeq and is a predicted model, not a curated record. Lineage: Eukaryota; Metazoa; Arthropoda; Insecta; Orthoptera; Acrididae. The transcript is spliced from 4 exons.
CAGCUUGUCAACGGCGGGUGUGGCAGAAAAUGAAAUCGUAUAGACAUUGGUUUAUUGUUUUCCAAUGUAUAACAUCUUUGUUUGUACGGGGAACCUCCAGUGCUCAGUGUUGGCUAAAUGGGGACGAACUGAGCCUGGAAAACACAAAUGGAACAAGUGCUUCCCUGAGACGGAAAGAAGGGCUUCUGACGUGCCCUGGUCCAGGUGACCCUAGUCAUUAUACAGAGUGCUGUUGGGAUUCACGUUAUCAGUGCUGCCCUGUCCAGUCAGCAGCCUCAAUGGAUGAUCAGCUUGUGAAGGUUGUUGGUGUUGCUGUCAUAUCCUCCUGCCUACUCCUGACUGUGGGUACUAUUGUCUGCUGCUUCUGGAGCCGGUGCCCUCUCUACAAUGCCUGUCGCAUCAACUACACACAUGGCACCAGUAUAGCAUAUGCCAAAGAUGAUGAUGUAGCAAAUGGAAUAAUGCCUCCAGAAGAAAAAAGCAAUCAGCAUCACUAUACACCAAAUGCUGUAAACAUCAAACAAUUUGAAAAUGUCUAGAUCUCAGUGAUUAAUGUUUUAAAGUUCCUAGUUGGUAAUAUGCAGAUUUUUUUAUUUUUAUUCUUUUUUUGUCUUGGUGUUGCACAGAAGUUGCCUGUAAGAUACUUACAGGCCCUUGCAAAUGACCACAAUGAUAUUAUAGUAAUUUGAAUGCAUGAGAGAGAUUCACUUCUGAACCAAAGAAAAAUCAAAAAACACUGCAUAGUCUGUAUAAUAGCAUUUAUAACUAAUUUAUAACUAUGUACAACUUUGGCAGC